AUGGGGGGGACUGUGGGGGGUUUUGGAUGGUUGGGGGCGGCGGGUGGCCUGGUGAUUGGAAGCAUUGGGCCAGUGGCCGAGAGGUUGCUGGUUCGGGUCCUCGAGUCGACUGGGUGAGGGAUCUGUCGAUGUGCCUUUGAGCAGGGUGCUUGACCCUGGUUGCUCCUGUGGGUCGCUCUGGAUGAGAGAUUCUGCUAAAUGAUUAAAAUGCAAUGUAAAUGUUGAGCGGCUUCAUUGCAGGUGGAUUGUAUGAUUUAAAAUAACAUAGAAAAGCAAUGGAAAUGGAAUUUACACCUGCCCUGCAUUGCAUUAUCCAUUUGAUAGUUCCUCACAGUUGUGGAGGAGGUGUUGGAUUGAAGACAAAUCUCAGAAGUUGUACAGUAGCCUUAAUGCCCCCAGACUUUUAAAAGGAUCUCUGUGUCUAGAUCUUGUUGACAUGAGAACAUCAACCCACCCACUGUCUUUACUUUGCUUCUCUGAACUUUACUUUACCUGUAGUUACUGUCUCCUAAUUAACCUUCCUCUCUCUGUUGCAGGUACGGUGACAUGGUGCCCAAGACCAUCGUGGGGAAGAUAUUUGGAUCCAUCUGUUCUCUGAGCGGGGUGCUGGUCAUCGCCCUGCCCGUCCCCGUCAUUGUGUCCAACUUCAGCCGCAUCUACCACCAGAGCCAGCGGACAGAAAAACGACGAGCCCAAAAGGUACGCUAGACACACUGCCUGUCUGCCUGUGUUUGUGUGUGUCCUUUUCUGUCUCCCUCCCCGUCUCCCCUCCCUCCCUUCCUGUAGGGUGGGGCACAAUUGGCCCAGCAUCGUCCGGGUUUGGCCGAUGUAGGCCAUCAUUGUAAACAAUAAUUUGUUCUUAACUGACUUGCCUAGUUAAAUAAAGGUUUUAAAAAAUCCCCCUAUCUCCCUCCUUUUCUGUCUGUCAAUCUGCGUCUGUAGCUGUCAUUUUUCUGUCUGUUAGUCCGUCUGUGUCUGAGAGCAAACCAACACAGAGAGAAACAAACUUCUUGAGGCUUACAGAGGUGUGUUACCUUUGUUCAAACAGAAAACGCAAAUCGCCACAAUCCGUGCAUCGAAGAGCCGGGGCACUAAUGCGUACAUGCACUACAAUGGUCAUUUCCUUACCCACAACUCUCUGGAAGAGGUACUGUAACAGGACUGGCCGAUCGGCCAGUCACUCUGCUCAGGGUCAUGCCAUGUUGUGACCAGUGGGGUUGCUUAUGGCGUAACACCACGGGGGACUGCUAAUGACGUGACACCAGGGGCUGCUGCUAAUGCUGCUCUCAUUCCAGUGCUUCAAUAUAGUUGUCUUUGUCAUAUACUCUCUUAACAGCACCACUCACACCUGCCUCUCCGCUGCAGAUUUGACAUGCUCUCGCUCACAUUGACUCAUUGUAACCAAGCUGUGCAACCUAUGAUCAUAUCUGUCCAAUAGGUUGUAGGGUGAAGUUGCCUCUAGAGGCUAAUCUUCGGUCAGUUUUAAAACAUUUCCCCACCAAUGGUUAAAGGGGCAAUCAUCAGUAGCAACAAUAACAAAGCGUUUUCCCCACAAAAAGCUGAGGGAUGGGGCUGGAUAAAUGUAACCACUCUCAAAUUCAUAAACAUAGCUAUGAUAUCAAAAUUAUAGUUUUAACCAUGUUUUGAGGCUAUAUAGUGUUUUAACCAUGGUUUGAGGCUAUAUAGGGUUUGUUUACAAACAUUGGAGUGAAACCAGCUUAUAUUUUGGGAUCUGAUGGGGUACGACAUUUGACCUAAGCUCAUAAGGCAUUUAUAAGUUAUAUUCUUCAAGAAUCAAUGGGAAGAGAUCAUUAAUAUCUAAGUCCAAAAAUUGAUGUAGAAACUGCUGAUUGCCCUUUUAAGGUUCUGUGCAGUACCUAGGGGAAACUUAAUCCUGGAGCGUCCAACAGGGUUUGGAGGGGUAGGAUGGAAGGAAUCACAUAGGUUUUGCAGCCAAACACCUGGCUGCUUGUCAUUCAGCCUACACCUCCUCUGAACUCUGUUGUUUAAUUGGUGUAUUAUGUAUGUGUGUACUGGUAACCCAUCGGUUACUGGCUGUAAUGACAUCAUUUCAACCAGUUUUGCCCGCUGGUAAUCCAACAUCUGGUUGAUGGCUUUGCUGCUGCAGACUAACCUGUCCACCAUGAUGUCAUCUAAGAACCAUUGCAGGCUGGGCUUCUUCAUUUCAGCAGUGUGUGUUUUUUUACAGCUGGCCCAUGCCUAACAAUUCUCUGCUCAGAGCUCUUCCCUCAGUAAUGUUCUGUUUUAAUUCCUAUUCUCUUUCUGCCCUAAAGGCGUCCAAGGAAGCAGGUCAGAUCCUUGUGGGCAAACCCAACAUUCCCUUCGAGAGCCAUCACCACCACCUGCUGCACUGCCUGGAGAAGACCACAGUAAGAACACCUUCACCUCAGACUUACUCACCUCUAGCUGACCACAAACCAAGAAAACAGAAUGCUCUGAGACUGCCAGUGAGGCUAACCUAACCAAGGCCCACAAGCACUAUGUCUCACCUGCGUGUGACAGUGGGAAAAACACCUUUACCUCAAGACACAUUUACUUCAAGCUAAGCUAACUCAAGCUAGUCUAUUCCUAACAGGUAUGUGUAGACUGGCCACAAGUAGAGAAAGCAAUGCACUCUGAGAAUGCCAGCUAGCUAAUUUACCUCAAGCUAACUUACCCAACCAAGACCUUGGUGUAGUGUCUUACUCACUAAAACACAAGUUCUUAAAAUGAUUACUUUUCUACUAUUAUGGCCAUUGCAAUACCAAUGUUGUAGGUUCAAUUCCAACAGGGAUCAUAUACAAAAAAAAAAUACACUACUGUUCAAAAGUUUGGGGUCACUUAGAAAUGUCCUUGUUUUCGAUUUCCAUUAGAAUAACAUCAAAUUGAUCAGAAAUACAGUGUAGACAUUCUUAAUGUUGUAAAUGGCUAUUGUAGCUGGUAAAGGCUGAUCUAUAAUGGAAUAUCUACCUAGGCGUACAAAGGCCCAUUAUCAGUCCUGUGUUCCAAUGGCACUUUGUGUUUGCUAAUCCAAGUUUAUAAUUUUAAAAGGCUAAUUGAUCAUUAGAAAAUCCUUUUGCAAUUAUGUUAGCACAGCUGAAAACUGUUGUGCUGAUUAAAGAAGCAAUAAAGGCCUUCUUGAGACUAGUUGAGUAUCUGGAGCAUCAGCAAUAAUAAUAAUAAUAAUAAAAAUAAUAAUACGCCAUUUAGCAGACGCUUUUAUCCAAAGCGAUUUACAGUCAUGCGUGCAUACAUUAUUAUUUUUUUGUGUAUGGAUGGUCCCGGGAAUCGAACCCACUACCUUGGCGUUACAAGCGCCGUGCUCUACCAGCUGAGCUACAGAGGAGCAAUUGUGGGUUCGAUUACAGGCUCAAAAUGGCCAUUAACAAAGAACUUUCUUCUGAAACUCGUCAGUCUAUUCUUGUUCUGAGAAAUUAAGGCAAUUCCAUGCGAGAAAUUGCAAAGAAACUGAAGAUCUCAAUGUCAACAGUGAAGAGGCGACUCCGGGAUGCUGACCUUCUAGGCAGAGUUGCAAAGAAAAAGCCAUAUCUCAGACUGCCCAUCUUAAUCUUUUCUUUUUAUUGGCCAGUCUGAGAUAUGGCUUUUUCUUUGCAACUCUGCCUAGAAGGUCAGCAUCCCGGAGUCGCCUCUUCACUGUCGACGUUGAGACUGGUGUUUUGCGGGUACUAUUUAAUGAAGCUGCCAGUUGAGGACCUGUGAGGUGUCUGUUUCUCAAACUAGACACUCAAAUGUAUUUGUCCUCCUGCUCAGUUGUGCACCGGGGCCUCCCACUCCUCUUUAUAUUCUGGUUAGAGCCAGGACUGAUGGUUGCUGAUAAUGGGCCUAUGUAGAUAUUCCAUAAAAAAGUCAGCCAUUUCCAGCUACAAUAGCCAUUUAAAACAUUAACAACUGUAUUUCUGAUCAAUAUGAUGUUAUUCUAAUGGACAACAAAAUUGCUUUUCUUUCGAAAACAAGGACAUUUCUAAGUGACCCCAAACUUUUGAACGGUAGUGUAAUUUACUUACCAGGGAGAGGGGACGCAACGAAGAAACAAAUGCAUUUAAAGAUUGAAAACAAUGAUUCAUUAGAUGUAGAAGAGAUCCAUGCAAGGAAUAGAACAAAAGUGAGAUUAUACUGUAAUGGAAAUUAUUAUUUAAAAUGUUUCAAUAAAGCGUGACGCACUGAGCACCAGAAUCAAACAUUUGCUGAUGUUUUUUGAUGAAAUGCUACAUAUGCUUGUACAUAGAACCCAACCAUGCAUGCUGUAAUGCGAUUUCUAUGAUAAAAUGAGACGUUUGCUUUGCAUCAUGCAUGCGGUAAUAUGAAGCGAAAGGGACACGUGUCCAAGAGUGUGUGACCCAACGCCGGCCUGCUGAGUGCCUCGCAUUGUUACAUAUGAGAGGUGUAAUAAUGAAUGACUGCCACCGCUACAUGCAUGAGUGUAACUGGAUACUCUCCCACUAAUGUAGCUAUUGAUAGCUCUGGUAAAAUAACUAUUGAGCUGAGGGGAUGGCUAAUUGAUUGGGCCUAACAAUAAGGUGUAAGCAGCGCAUGACCAGCGACCAGUUGCUGGAGAGUGAGGGUGGAAUUAUACCUAGUGUGACUGCUGUGGUUGCAGCUCCAGUUCUGAAUGAGUGACCAGUGUUGAGUUGAGGUGAAAGAUAACACCUUUAUAUUACUUGAGAAAACAGAGAAGUGAAACAGAAUUUGGAUGAGGGUUGAAGAGGAGGGAUGAGAAGAGAAUGAUGAGGAGCAGAGCGGGGUUGAGCAUGAAUAAAUAUUAGCAUUAGACAGGAUUGAGUGUAAGUGUGAGCACUUAGGAUAGUACCCCAGGAACCCGAUAUAGGAUGCGUAAGAGUGAGGCUGUAAUGAUUUGGGUGAAAAGACCAGAUCAGAAAAAUCUAAAUCCCAUGAAGGAAUAAAAGUGAUGGAAGGAGUUGUGAACUCACCAUUAGAAGGAAACCAUGGAAAACCGGUAAGAAGACAGUGUAUGUAAACUUCCGACUUCAACUGUGUACAGUGGGGAAAAAAAGUAUUUAGUCAGCCACCAAUUGUGCAAGUUCUCCCACUUAAAAAGAUGAGAGAGGCUUGUAAUUUUCAUCAUAGGUACACGUCAACUAUGACAGACAAAAUGAGAAAAAAAUAUCCAGAAAAUCACAUUGUAGGAUUUUUUAUGAAUUUAUUUGCAUAUUAUGGUGGAAAAUAAGUAUUUGGUCAAUAACAAAAGUUUAUCAAUACUUUGUUAUAUACCCUUUGUUGGCAAUGACACAGGUCAAACGUUUUCUGUCAGACUUCACAAGGUUUUCACACACUGUUGCUGGUAUUUUGGCCCAUUCCUCCAUGCAGAUCUCCUCUAGAGCAGUGAUGUUUUGGGGCUGUCGCUGGGCAACACGGACUUUCAACUCCCUCCCAAGAUUUUCUAUGGGGUUGAGAUCUGGAGACUGGCUAGGCCACUCCAGGACCUUGAAAUGCUUCUUACGAAGCCACUCCUUCGUUGCCCGGGCGGUGUGUUUGGGAUCAUUGUCAUGCUGAAAGACCCAGCCACGUUUCAUCUUCAAUGCCCUUGCUGAUGGAAGGAGGUUUUCACUCAAAAUCUCAUGAUACAUGGCCCCAUUCAAUCUUUCCUUUACAUGGAUCAGUCGUCCUGGUCCCUUUGCAGAAAAACAGCCCCAAAGCAUGAUGUUUCCACCCCCAUGCUUCACAGUAGGUAUGGUGUUCUUUGGAUGCAACUCAGCAUUCUUUGUCCUCCAAACACGACGAGUUGAGUUUUUACCAAAAUGUUCUAUUUUGGUUUCAUCUGACCAUAUGACUUUCUCCCAAUCCUCUUCUGGAUCAUCCAAAUGCACUCUAGCAAACUUCAGACAGGCCUGGACAUGUACUGGCUUAAGCAGGGGGACACAUCUGGCACUGCAGGAUUUGAGUCCCUGGCGGCGUAGUGUGUUACUGAUGGUAGGCUUUGUUACUUUGGUCCCAGCUCUCUGCAGGUCAUUCACUAGGUCCCCCCAUGUGGUUCUGGGAUUUUUGCUCACCGUUCUUGUGAUCAUUUUGACCCCAUGGGUGAGAUCUUGCGUGGAGCCCCAGAUCGAGGGAGAUUAUCAGUGGUCUUGUAUGUCUUCCAUUUCCUAAUAAUUGCUCCCACAGUUGAUUUCUUCAAACCAAGCUGCUUACCUAUUGCAGAUUCAGUCUUUCCAGCCUGGUGCAGGUCUACAAUUUUGUUUCUGGUGUCCUUUGACAGCUCUUUGGUCUUGGCCAUAGUGGAGUUUGGAGUGUGACUGUUUGAGGUUGUGGACAGGUGUCUUUUAUACUGAUAACAAGUUCAAACAGGUGCCAUUAAUACAGGUAACGAGUGGAGGACAGAGGAGCCUCUUAAAGAAGAAGUUACAGGUCUGUGAGAGCCAGAAAUCUUGCUUGUUUGUAGGUGACCAAAUACUUAUUUUCCACCAUAAUUUGCAAAUAAAUUCAUAAAAAAUCCUACAAUGUGAUUUUCUGGAAAAAAAAUUCUCAAUCUGUCUGUCAUAGUUGACGUGUAACUAUGAUGAAAAUUACAGGCCACUCUCAUCUUUUUAAGUGGGAGAACUUGCACAAUUGGUGGCUGACUAAAUACUUUUUCCCCCACUGUAUAUAUAUAUAUAUAUAUAUAUAUAUAUAUAUAUAUAUACAGUUGAAGUCAGAAGUUUACAUACACCUUAGCCAAAUACAUUUAAACUCAGUUUUCCACAAUUCCUAACAUUUAAUCCUAGUUAAUAUUCCCUGAUGUAGAAGAGAUAUUAAGAGUUAAUAUUCCCUUUCUUAGGUCAGUUAGGAUCACCACUUUAUUUUAAGAAUGUGAAAUGUCAGAAUAAUAGUAGAGAGAAUGAUUUAUUUCAGCUUUCAUUUCUUUCGUCACAUUCCCAGUAGGCCAGAAGUUUACAUACACUCAAUUAGUAUUUGGUAGCAUUGCCUUUAAAUUGUUUAACUUGGGUCAAACGUUUCGGGUAGCCUUCCACAAGCUUCCCACAAUAAGUUGGGUGAAUUUUGGACCAUUCCUCCUGACAGAGCUGGUGUAACUGAGUCAGGUUUGUAGGCCUCCUUGCUCGCACACGCUUUUUCAGUUACAUUUACAUUUACGUCAUUUAGCAGACGCUCUUAUCCAGAGCGACUUACAAAUAGGUGCAUUCACCUUAUAGCCAGUGGGAUAACCACUUUACAAUGUUUUUUUUGUUUUUUUGCCCACAAAUGUUCUAUAGCAUUGAGGUCAGGGCUUUGUGAUGGCCACUCCAAUACCUUGACUUUGUUGUCCUUAAGCCAUUUUGCCACAACUUUGGAAGUAUGCUUGGGGUCAUUGUCCAUUUUGAGACCCAUUUGCGACCAGGCUUUAACUUCCUGACUGAUGUCAUGAGAUGUUGCUUCAAUAUAUCCACAUAAUUUUCUAUUUUGUGAAGUGCACCAGUCCCUCAUGCAGCACAGCUCCCCCACAGCAUGAUGCUGCCACCCCCGUGCUUCACGGUUGGGAUGGUGUUCUUCGGCUUGCAAGCGUUCCCCUUUUUCCUCUAAACAUAACGAUGGUCAUUAUGCCCAAACAGUUAUAUAUAUUUUUUCAUCAGACCAGAGGACAUUUCUCCAAAAAGUACGAUCUUUGUCCCCAUGUGCAGUUGCAAACCGUAGCCUGGCUUUUUUAUGGCGGUUUUGGAGCAGUGGCUUCUUCCUUGCUGAGCAGCCUUUCAGGUUAUGUCGAUAUAGGACUUGUUUUACUGUGGAUAUAGAUACUUUUGUACCCGUUUCCUCCAGCAUCUUCACAAGGUCCUUUGCUGUUGUUCUGGGAUUGAUUUUCACUUUUCGCACCAAAGUACGUUCAUCUCUAGGAGACAGAACGCGUCUCCUUCCUGAGCGGUAUGACGGCUGUGUGGUCCCAUGGUGUUUAUACCUACUGGAAUUGUGAUACAGUGAAUUAUAAGUGAAAUAAUCUGUCUGUAAACAUUUGUUGGAAAAAUGACUUGUGUCAUGCACAAAGUAGAUGUCCUAACCGACUUGCCAAAACUAUAGUUUGUUAACAACAAAUUUGUGGAGUGGUUGAGAAACGAGUUUUAAUUACUCCAACCUAAGUGUAUGUAAACUUCCGACUUCAACUGUAGCUAGCUAGACUAUCUUACCCGUAUACUUGGAUGGACGCUUCUCCCUCUCUGUCACGGAUGCCAUGGUUGCCCUUAGCUUGAAGAUGUAAUCCGGAGACAGGUGUUUUCUCUAUCUCCUUAGCUAUCAUACUCUAAUUCAUGUCCAGCUCACUCAUUAUCUCAGCCAAUCAUGGCUAGCUGUCUUUUUCUGUGGCUAAACCAACUAGGCUCGUAUUUACAGAUUGCAUACAAGUUUGUUAUUAAGGCACACGAAAGUUUGAAUGUUCCUGAAGGCAUUUAUUUAAAAAAGGUUUGCGUUCAAAUGGCUCACCUGUGAAGUAGUGACGCACGACAUACGCCUAGUUUCCUGAAGCGAGUCACAUAUGUAAAAUUGUAUUUGUAUUCGUGGAUUAAUUUUGAUUGCGGAUUUUUCAUAAUCGAAAACCUCCAUGAAGGGCAUUGGGUAGAGGUAAAUUAAUCUAGGAAUACGAAUAGAAUUUGACAUAUUUUAAAUGACCCCAUUUUCAUAAAUUUGAUUAUAAGAUUGGCACACAUUCAAAAACAGUCUGUUUUCAAUAGGGGAGACUUUCAUGGGGUUUGACUGCCAAAAACCCAAUGAAUCGUUGUACCUGGGUUUCAAAAGGAAGUAGUAUGGCAGAGUUUUUAAAUCGCUUUCAUUUGAUUGGUCAUUUUCAACCAUCACACCCUCACUUCGUGUUUUCUUCAUUUGAUUGGAUUAUUAUUAUUUACCUUUCAAUCACUAUGCCCUCCCUUCUAUUAAUAGCAAGCGAAGAUGGGAAUGAUCUCUAUAGUGUCUUCACAUGAAUGUAUCCCCAAACAAGGAUCUCACCGUUGUACCGCUGACAGAACAACACAAAGGUAGACAUGCUGGGAGAGGUUACACGCACUGAUCAGAGUAGAAGUUUCCGCUCGUGUGUACUUGCAAAGUACUUUGCCACUGACAGACAGACGGGCCUACCACGCAUUCAACCAGAUGCAGAGCUAACACCAGGCAUAGUAACACAGUUGUUCUCUUGUGAUGUGCUUGUUGGUCCAGCACAUGAACACACAUGCAUGUCUCAUGUCGUGACUCGUGUAAAUUGGUUCCAUUCAAAUAAACAUCACUUCAUGUUGAGGUUUGGGGCAAGGUGUUGGAAUCUGUAUCAGAGGCACAGUUUAUUCCAUUUCAGAAAAUGAUGAAGCGCUCUGCAUGUUGCCUGUAUAAAGUGCAGUUUGCGAGGACUACAGAGACAAUAACUGUGGUAGUACCAGUGUCAAGCAGGGCUGCUUUUUAGGCAUUGGGCUACUUGGGAGGUGAACAUAUGAGAAAUCAAGGGGCCUAGCAUUGGAAAUUUGAGAGAGAACUGUUUAUUUCUUAAAUUAUAUCAAUCAAAAACACCUGAUUAUUCAUCAUUGGUUGUGUAUAUUUUAUAAAGUGUAUCAUACUUUUUAUGUUUUGUUAUCCAGUUUUUAUAUGGAACUGCAUUGUACUGUGAAACUGCUUGAGGUGUUAAAAUCAAACUUGACAACCUGCCUUUUUAGCUUAGCCUAUAGAUGAAGCCUUUGUUUCAUGUUGUUUGAUUAAUCUAUUUUAUUGCCAUGUUUUAUUGCCUUUCAUUUUAUUGUUUUAAGUGGGCAGCUAUUUUAAAUGCACUUCAAAUAAAGUUUGAUAUUGGAUCUUAAAUUGAUGACAUGAAAGAGUUGAAUGAAUAUAGACUCCAAUAACUAUAGUAUAUAUCUUAUUAAGAUGUUUUAAAAAGUGAUGAACUCCCAAAGAAUUGUGAUAGGCCUACUAAAUAUAUGUUUGGAGUAGAUUGACUGCUGAGCUGAACUGGGGAUAAGAAUGAGGACAAUCAAUGGACAAGGUGUUAAAGGUCCAAUGCAGCUGUUUUUAUCUAAUAAUAAUAAUAAUAAUAAUAUGCCAUUUAGCAGACGCUUUUAUCCAAAGCGACUUACAGUCAUGUGUGCAUACAUUUUUGUGUAUGGGUGGUCCCGGGGAUCGAACCCACUACCUUGGCGUUACAAGCGCCGUGCUCUACCAGCUGAGCUACAGAGGACCACUAUCUCAAUAUCAAAUAAUUUCUGGGUAACAAUUAAGUACCGUACUGUGAUUGUUUUGAAUUAGUUAAAAUGGUAAAGAAAAAAAAGAAAAAAAUCUUAGCAAAGGGCAAUUUCUCAAGCAUAUAAGGCCCUCCCUCGUCCCCCCUUCGGCAAAUCAGAUCAUUACUCUUCUUCUUCUUCAAUGAGGUUUAACGGCGGUUGGCUUCCAAUUUGUUGCAUUACCACCACCUACUAGACUGGAGUACAACUCCCUUAUAUUUUGAUUGAAAAAUAAAAUAAAGAAAUACCCUAUCAUCUAAAACUACACUCACAAAUUCAAAAAUAUUAUUAAUAAUUAACACCACCCUACUCCCUAUUUAAAUAUAUUCAUUCCUAUCUCAUGCCCUCAACCUGAAAUGAUGGGACAUCACCACUUAACACUCCCUGUAACUCUUCUGAUGUCAAGUCUCACACACCCAAAUACCUCUCUGCAGCUGCCACCACAACCUCAAUUUUCUUCGACUUACGUUCCAUCCCUGCAGUACAAUUAAUAACCAUUUCUAUAAAUGCUAAAAAUCCAAUCUUACUGAAACAUAUAUCACUUGUUGGCUCUGUACUGGUACAUAUCUACUACUCUCACCACUCCUCCCCCUUGACCCAUCUUCUUCUACUGUCUUCACUGCCUCAGCAUAUGACAACUUCUUCACUACUGUUACCCUGGAAACCUUAACCUGCCUCUCUCGCACGGGACAUUUCUGAUCCCCAGCCCCAUGGGCACCCCUACAAUUAGCACAUACCACUACUUUCCCCAAAGCUACACAUUCCUUUGUCUCAUGCCCUUCUGCACACUUCUCACACCUUAGAACCUCCCUCCUACACACUGCUGCCACAUGCCCAUAUGUUUGACACCUGUAACAUCGUAAUGUAUUCGGCACAUAAGCUCGUACAGGAUAGCUUAUAUAUCCUAACUACACUUUGUCAGGCAAAGACUCAACUUCAAAACUCAAAAGAACAGACAAUGACUCUUCUGUUUCCCCACUCUCGCCACCCUGUUUGCGUCGCACCAAAUGACGAGCAUCACAAACACCGGGAAUCUUUCCCUUCAGUUGGUCCACUUUCACAUUUACCGCUAUCCCAGUAAUCACUCCUUUCAAUGGCGCCCUUUUCUUGAGAGCAAAACAAUUCACAAUUCUUUCCCCCAUUUGUUUAACUCUGAGCGCCUUCUCCCUCUGACCAACAGAAACAUAAACAAUUAUCACUAGACCACUUCUGGUUACCCUCACCGAUUCCACUAUAACCAACGCUUUUAUCACCUAUCCUGAAACCACAAAUGGAUCAGAAAAAAGGCCAGGGUCCACUUUUUCCAAAAACUAUUGUCACAGACUAAUCUUUAUCCUGAUCCUCUGUGCAAGCCUCGGGCUCCGAGUACUUCAACACACCUACCACCUCCGAUACUUCACCCUCAUUCACUUCCAUUUCUCCUCGUGUCUUCAGCUCACUUUGCUUACAUUUUCUACCAUUCUUCUUUAACAAACCACCUCCCUUUUUCCGCCAUUUUUUACUGACUCAAGCUCACAGUCUUCCUCCCUCUCUCUCUUAGACCUCCUCUGCCUCUCUUUUUAACUCCAUUCUUCCUCCAUCAUCCAAGUAUACAUCUCCUUAUGUUAAUACUGCACUUCUCCUAACAUACAUCUGUUUCUUGCUUUCUCAAGGGACGCCAUUUACGAGGCUCCCGAAGUCCUCUUAUCUGUUUUCUCUAUAUGCGUCUGUCUGUGCCUGGCUGUAGAAAUAACCUACUGAUCAUGACUCUACUCCUGCUUCCUGUUUACAAACAAAAGCUCAAACAGGAAGUACCCGCGACAAGCUCUGCUGCAGGACUGCUUUGCUAGUGCUGACUGGAAUAUGUUCCGGGACUCCGCCGAUAGCAUUGACAAGCUAACCACCUCCGUCACCGGCUUCAUCAGGAAAUGAAUCACCGAUGUCGUCCCCACAGUGAAGGUUUGCUGCUUUCCCAAUCAAAACCCCUGGAGCCCUUAACACUGAGGUGCGCGCUAAGCUAAAGGACAGAGUUACCGCUCCCAACCCCAAGGCUAUGGCUGAGGACACGAACGCGUACAAGAAGUCCCGUUAUGACCUCCACAGAGCCAUCAAACAGGAAAAAGGACAAUAUUGGAACAAGGUGGAAUCAUAUUAUCCCGUCUCCGACGCUCGACGCAUAUAGUGGCCAAUCCUCAAAAAGGGCUUUAGUUUUUGAGAUGCCCCCACCCGAGGUAGAGCAAAACACAACCAUGUUUUUUCACAUCUCUAAUGUCUCCCAUUUUAUUAAAUUGGUGUUGUUUUUUACUGCAGAAAUGUUUGAAUUGAUAGAUAUUGUGACACACCCCCUAAACUCAAAACGUGCAGAAUAAUGCCUGGCUGGAGGAAGGAUGGGCCACAUAAGCUCAUGUAACCCAAUAUUGCAAGCUCUGAUAUUGCUGAAAUUUAGAAUACAAGUAGUCCGUUGUCUGCACUACAUACACAAACAGCAUUAGGAUAUUGUAAUCCAUCUUGGAAAUAUAGAUCUGUAAACACAGAGAUACAAUAGGCAGAAAUAUCAACUAUAACUAUUUCAGAUGAAUGUAAGCUUUACUUUUUGGUAGCUGAUUAAUAAACAACUUUCCAAGUGAAAUUUGCUCUCAUUUAGUGCUGUAUGGUCCUGCCCGACAAAAAUACAUAGUUACACAUGUUUUUUGAUGUUGUAGCUGUUGUAAUCUAAUCGUCUCUAAGGAAAACAAGUGGUCUUCUUGCAGCAUCUUGCAAUUACGUUAGGGCAUGACCUUCUGCUGGCUCACUUUAUUUGUGAUGCGCAUUGGGAUGUUCCAGUGCACAUUGGGAUGUUACAGUGCACUGCACUCUUAUGGUGUUUGGGUUGAGCUGGCACAUUUAUAAAAAAUAAUGUUCACCAUCCUGGCUGUCUGCCCUGGAGUUUCUGUAUAUGUUGACUUGGUGGCAUUAUGGUGUAUGGGGUGGAUGCAACACCACAUGAUGACAAGCGCUUAAGGCAAGUGUUCACUACAAUAAACCACUACUGCCCCAGAACUACAACCACUACUGGCUACUUUGUCUCCUCACCCUGUUAGGACACACUCAUGUCUUGGUCACCUAAAAGAUUUUCAAUCAACCUUGCACACUUAGUUUUAGUGGGGAAAAGAGGGGAAAUGUUAGAGCUGUACAUAUACACUACUGGAGUAGUUUACUGUUGUAUUACAGGUUGUGUUCCUUUAACUUGGUUACGCUACUAUGUGCUUGUGUUGUGAAAAACAUGAACACACAUUGAAAAGCCAGUUGGCUUCAGCUAUUCAAACACAACAGAAGCAUGGCAGUGCCACUCAUAGUCCUAGUUAUACCAAGAGCUGUAUGAAACCCUUUUAAAGACAGAAUAACACAAUACAAAAUAAACCAGGGCAAUGUAUAUGCUGACGAAGGUGUUUGAGUGGAGAUGGUCAAAAACUUCAAGUUCCUCGGUGUCCACAUCACUGAGGACUUAUCAUGGUCCUCUCACAGCAGCACAGUUGUGAAGAAGGCACGGCAGUGCCCCUUCUCCAUCAGUAGGCUGAAAUGAUGUGGCAUGGCCCCUCAGAUUCUUAGGUACUUUUACAGCUGCACCAUUGAAAGAAUCCUGAUUGGUUUUAUCACCAUCUGGUAUUGCAACUGCUCUGCGCUCGACUGGAAGGCCCUACAGAAGGUAUGGCCCAGGUCAUCCCUGGGGGUGAGCUCCCUUGCCAUCCAGAACGUACAUGCCAGGCGGUGUCUGAGAAAGGGCCGAAAAAUUGCCAUAGACUCCAGCCAUCCGAGACAUGGACUGUUCUCCAUGCUCACGUCGGGCAGGCGGUACCGGUGCACCAAAGCUCAGACCAACAGACUCCUAAGCAGCUUCUAUCCCCUGGCCAUAAGACUGUUAAAUGGCUAACAACUACUGCUCCCCCUACACAUACACUCACACUAACACCCACUCACACACAUACCACGCACACACCAGUGGUGGAAAAAGUACCCAAUUGUCAUACUUGAGUAAAAGUAAUGAUACCUUAAUAGAAAAUUACUCAAGUAAAAGUGAAGGUCACCGAGUAAAAUACUACUUGAGUAAAAGUCUAAAAGUAUUGGGUUUUAAAUAUACUUAAGUAUCAAAAGAUUUCCUUAUAUUAAGCAAACCAGACGGCACCAACACUUAGACAUAAUUUACAAAUGAAGCAGUUGUGUUUAGUGAGUCCGCUAGAUCAGAGGCAGUAGGGAUGACCAGGGAUGUUCUGUCCUGCUAAACAUUCAAAAUGUAACGAGUACUUUUGAGUGUCACGUAAAAUGUAUGGAGUAAAAAGUAAAUUAUUUUCUUUAGGAAUGUAGUGAAGUAAAAGUAAAAGUUGUCAAAAAUAUAAAUAGUAAAGUAAAAUACAGAUACAAAAACAAUCUACUUACGUAGUACUUUAAAGUAUUUUUACUUAAGUACUUUACACCACUACUUUACACCACUGCACACACCCGCCCACCACUUAUGCUGCUGCCAUACUGUUUACUAUUGUUAUUAUUUAUCCUGCUACCAGUCGCUUUCUCCUAAUCCCUACCUACAUGUACAUAUCUACCUCAAAUACUCCAGUAUCCUUGCACAUUAUAUAUUUGGUACUGGCACUGACCCGCUCUUAUUUCUAUUUCUCAUGUUUUGUUUUUGUUUUUUAGGGAUACUAUUUUCAUAUUGAAUACUGCACUGUUGGGUAGGGCUUGCAAGUUAAGCAUUUCACUAUACACAAACAUGAUUUUCUAAAUGUCACAGUAUUAUUCCAAGUGUGGAAAAAUACACUGAUUGUACAAAAUAUUAGGAACACCUUUCCAUGACAGACUAACCAGGUGAAUCUAGGUGAAAGCUAUGGUCCCUUAUUGAUGUCACUUGUUAAAUCCACUUAAAUCAGUGUAGAUGAAGGGGAGGAGACAAGUUAAAGAAGGAUUUUAAGACUUGAGACAAUUGAGACAUAAAUUGUGUGUGUGCCAUUCAGAGGGUGAAUGGGCAAGACAAAAUAUUUAAGCGGGGUAUGGUAGUAGGUGCCAGGCGCACCGGUUUGAGUGUGUCAAGAACUGCAACGCUGCUGGGUUUUUCACACUCAACAGUUUCCCGUGUGUAUCAAGAAUGGUCCACCACCCAAUGGACAUCCAGCCAACUUGACACAACUGUGGAAAGCAUUGGAGUCAACAUGGGCCAGCAUCUCUGUGGAACGCUUUCGACACCUUUUAGAGUCCAUGCCCUGACGAAUUGAGGCUGUUUUGAGGGCAAAAGGGGGUGCAACUCAAUAUUCACGUGUUUGACUGCACUGGGCCUUUAAGAGCUAUUAGAAUGUGUAAAGAUCCAUGUCCUUCCAGAGCUGACUGAUCAAGACUGGUUAAGCUCUGUUUUUAUAACGACUGGUCAAUACUAAGCUUCUACUUAUCAUUAAAGACAUUUUGACACACAUUUACACACUCGGAAACAGGCCAUUUUACACAGUGGUAUUCACUGUACAGUAAGUCCCUUUUAUAAAAGUAUCUGCAAAGUGGCAUAUAUUGUUAUCAUCCUUGUCACUUUGAGGAGCAAAAAUUUAACUGCCUGGUUACAGCUCCUGUAUUGUACCUAAAUGGGUCUACAGAAGCUCUCUUAGGUCUCCAUCCAUCUCAAUGCCUUUGGCAUGGAUUUCAUGUAAGAGCAGAAAUAGCUACAAAUGGAUCUGGGGCAUAAGCUACCACCCCCAGCAUGCCAAAGAUAACAUGCAGGUAGCCUAGCGGUUAAGAGCGUUGGGCCAGUAACCGAAAGGUUGCUGGUUCGACUCCCCGAGCUGGCAAGGUAGAAGAAUCUGCCAUUCUGCCCUUGAGCAAGUCAGUUAACCCCCAACAAUAACUGCUCCCCAGGUGCUGACAACGUUGAUUAAGGCAGUCCCCCGCACCUCUGAUUAAGAGGGGUUGGGUUAAAUGCAGAAGACCAUUUUGGUUUAAUGCAUUCAGAUGUGCAACUGACAACCAUACUUCAUUUUAUGGUAUUUAUAAUUCAGAGAUACAAAAAGCCUCUGUUAGCCAUGACAGACAGUGGUUUACACAUACUGUUAAAAGUCUGUCUAGAGAUGCUCGCGCACACACACAUUACAGGCCUGGCUGUUAAUCAGUGUUUCUAAGAGACUAUCCUCUCUUUCGCUCUCUCUUAAUUUGUGUAUUUUUUUCGCUCUCUCUUAAUUCGCUCUCUCCUUCCUCUUUCUCUCUCAGUAAAAGGCUGCAUAGGGAAAUCCCCAUUUAAAAUCCUCCAUGUUGUUGCACACUCCCUGCCAUGGAUUGGAUUAGUGUAAGCAUUGGCUGGAUGGACUUUCCACCAUUGUUAAAUCCAUGAUGGGGAAUGUGCAAGUGCACACUUCAGGAGAAGGGUGGAGAAUCGAGAUGGAGCCCUUGACUCUAUACCUGGCGCCGACGAAGAUGGCGGCCUCGCGACUAGCUCUUAGGAAACUUUGCAGUAUUUUGUUUUUUAUGUAUUAUUAUUAGCUCAGAAAGUGUUUUGCAUCAUUACAUACAGCUGGGAAAAGCUAUUGGAUAUAAGAGCGGCGGUAACUCACCAGCAUUACGACCAGGAAUACGACUUUCCCUAAGCAGAUCCUUUGUUUGCUCUCCCCAGGGCAACUGAACUGAUUACAGCGGCUGACCCAAAACAUCGCCGGCGGAGUCGAGGCACUCGGAGCGGCCUGCUGGUUCAACUUAGGAGGUGCACACACCACCCACCGCUUCCAAGUAUUCUACUCGCUAAUGUUCAGUCUUUGGUUAACAAGCUCGAUGAACUACGGGCAAGGAUUUCCUACCAGAGAGACAUCAAGGCCUGUAACAUCCUCUGUUUCACGGAAACAUGGCUCUCUUGGGAUAUUCUGUCGGAAGAGGUCCAGCCAGAUGGGUUCUCAGUUCAUCGUGCAGACAGGAAUAAAUAUCUCUCCGGGAAGCAGCAGGGCGGAGGUGUGUGUUUCAUGAUUAACGACUCAUGGUGUAAUUGUAGUAACAUAGAGGAACUCAAGUCCUUCUGUUCACCUGACCUAGAGUAUCUCACAAUCAAAUGCCGACCGUAUUAUCUCCCAAGAUAAUUUUAUUUGGUUAUAGUCAUGGCCGUGUAUAUCCCCCCUCAAGCCGAUAUCACGACGGCCCUCAAAGAAUUUCACUGGACCCUAUGCAAACUGGAAACCACAUAUCCUGAGGCUGCAUUUAUUGUAGCCGGGGAUUUUAACAAAGCAAAUUUGAGGACUAGGCUGCCAAAGUUCUAUCAACAUAUCGACUGUUGUACUCGCGCUGCUAAAAUCCUCAACCAUUGCUAUUCGAACUUCCGGGAUGGUUAUAAGACCCUCCCCCGCCCUCCUUUCGGCAAAUCUGACCACGACUCCAUUUUGCUCCUCCCUUCCUAUAGGCAGAAACUCAAACAGGAAGCACCCAUGCUAAGGACUAUUCAACGCUGGUCUGACCAAUCGGAAUCCACGCUUCAAGAUUGUUUUGAGCAUGCGGACUGGGAUAUGUUCCGGGUAGCUUCCGGAAAUAAUUUAAACGAAUACACUGAAACUGUGACUGAGUGACUGAGUUUAUCAGGAAGUGUAUAGGUGAUGUUGUGCCCACUGUGACUAUUAAAACCUACCCUAACCAGAUACCGUGGAUAGAUGGCAGCAUUCGUGCAAAUCUGAAAGCGCAAACCACCGCAUUCAACCAUGGCAAGGUGACUGGGAAUAUGGCAGAAUACAAACAGUGUAGCUACUCACGCAGCAAGGCAAUUAAACUGGCAAAACAUCAGUAUAGAGACAAAGUGGAGUCGCAAUUCAACGGCUCAGACACGAGACGUAUGUGGCAGGGUCUACAGACAGUCACGGACUACAAAAGGAAAACCAGCCACGUCGCCGACACCGACGUCUCGCUUCCAGACAAGCUAAACACCUUCUUCGCCCGCUUUGAGGAUAACACAGUGCCACUGACGAGGCCCACUACCAAGGACUGUGGCCUCUCCUUCUCCAUGGCCGACGUGAUUAAGACAUUUAAGCAUGUUAGCCCCCAGACGGCAUCCCUAGCCGCAUCCUCAGAGCAUGCGCAGACCAGCUGGCUGGUGUGUUUACGGACAUAUUCAAUCUCUCCCUUUCCCAGUCUGCUCUUCCCACAUGCUUCAAGAUGGCCACCAUUGUUCCUGUACCCAAGAAAGCAAAGGUAACUGAACUAAAUGACUAUCGCCCUGUAGUACUCACCUCUGUCAUCAUGAAGUGCUUUGAGAGACUAGUCAAGGAUCAUAUCACCUCUACCUUACCUGUCACCCUAGACCCACUCCAAUUUGCAUGAUGCACAAAUGAUGCAAUCGCCAUCACACUGCACACUGCCCUAUCCCAUCUGGACAAGAGGAAUACCUAUGUAAGAAUGCUGUUCAUUGACUAUAGCUCAGCAUUCAAGACCAUAGUACCCUCCAAGCUCAUCAUUAAGCUUGAGGCCCUGGGUCUGAACCCCGCCCUGUGAAACUGGGUCCUGGACUUCCUGAUGGGAUGCCCCCAGGUGUUGAAGGUAGGAAACAACAUCUCCACUUCGCUGAUCCUCAACACUGGGGCCCCACAAGGGUGCGUGCUCAGCCCCCUCCUGUACUCCCUGUUCACCCAUGACUGCGUGGCCAAGCACGCCUCCAACUCAAUCAUCAAGUUUGCAGACGACACAACAGUCGUAGGCUUGAUUACCAACAAUGAAGAGACCGCCUACAGGGAGGAGGUGAGGGCUCUGGGAGUGUGGAAAAUAACAUCUCACUCAACAUUAACAAAACAAAGGAGAUGAUCGUGGACUUCAGGAAACAGCAGAGGGUGCACCCCUCUAUCCUCACCAACGGGACCGCAGUGGAGAAAGUGGAAAGCUUCAAGUUCCUUGGCGUACCCAUCACCGACAAACUGAAAUGGUCCACCCACGCAGACAGUGUGGUGAAGAAGCAGCUGUACACUCACUACUUUACAUUGUAGCGAAGUGUCAUUUCUUCAGUGUUGUCACAUGAAAAUAUAUACUCAAAUAUUUACAAAAAUGUGAGGGGUGUACUCACUUUUGUGAGAUACUGUAUGUAUAUACUGCAUUCUAUUCUAUAACAUUCUACUGUAUCUUAGUCCAUGCCGCUCUGUCAUUGCUUGUCCAUAUAUGUAUAUAUUCUUAAAUCCCAUUCCUUACUAGUUUUGUGUGUAUUGGGUAUAUGUUGUGAAAUUGUUAGAUAUUACUUGUUAGAUAUUACUGCACUGUCGGAGCUAGAAGCACAAACAUUUCGCCACACCCGCUAUAACAUCUGCUAAACAUGUGUAUGUGACAAAUACAAUUUGAUUUGAUUUAACUAUGUUUCAGUUGGCUCACAUUGACGAAGGGAAAUGAAUGAGGGCGGAUGGAAGGGAAGAGGGAACAUCUUCCUACAAUGAAACGCAACCCAUGGGCAGAUCUCAAUUCUAUUUCAUUGAUUCCUUGUGUCCUCUCUCUCCCAGGAGAAGAACAUUGGAUCUUCUCCUCCAAUAUGUUUUGAGAAGGAGGCGAGGAUCAAGGAAAGACAAUUGGGUUUCACCCAGUGCCUCCUUCCGUGUAUCAUCUUUAUGAUAGGAGGAUCACAUUGCCAUCUGGUGGUGUAGUUUGGGUCGUACACACAGCUGACCUUUAAGUCUUGGCUUUGCAGCAGAAUCAUAUAUCCAUAAAAACCUCCAACAUUUCAUAAGGAAUAGGAUACUACAUAUAAAUAACACAAUAUACACAAUAGAACAUUUUACCCUUAUUGUGUUAUGUUUCUCUUUUAUUUCAUAGUUUUUUUAUACUCUACUGUGUUGCGGUUUUUAAAUGCACUGUAAAGUUUGAUUUGAUUUGAGUUGAUUUGGACCACACAUUGCACACAAUGCCUUGCCUGCCCAUUGAUUUCUUUAUGCUUCUCUCUCUCUCUCUCUCUCUAGAAUCAUGAGUUUAUUAACGAGCAGACGGUUGAGACCAACAGUAUAGAUAUAACCAUGGUGAACACGUCUGGUUCUUACACCUCGUCCCUGUCGUCGUUUCCCCACGGCCUGUCAUCCUGUUGCUCCAGACGACACAGGAAGAAGAGCUUCAGUCCGCCCAACUCUAACAACCAGGAGCGAUCCACCAUCCAGAUCAGAGAGAGGCCUGUGGCCAACAGGUAGUCUCACAUACAGAUACACGUACAUACGCACACACGCAGGCAUGCAUGCAUGUGUGCACAUGUAUGAAUGCUCACAUGCAUACACAAACACACUCACACAGCAAAUGGACACACAAACACACAAUCAUAAACACUCAAAUGCACGAACACACACACUUGCAUGCACGCGCCCACACACACACACACCUCACCGUCUUCCUCUCUCUACUCUCCCCUACAGUCGCUGCAGCCUGAACGCCAAACUAGACUCUGA
Coregonus sp. 'balchen' is the source of this 20548-nucleotide messenger RNA. Lineage: Eukaryota; Metazoa; Chordata; Actinopteri; Salmoniformes; Salmonidae. The record is from the annotation of a GenBank genome assembly.